Brienomyrus brachyistius is the source of this 1766-nucleotide messenger RNA. Its product is annotated as leucine-rich repeat and transmembrane domain-containing protein 2. Lineage: Eukaryota; Metazoa; Chordata; Actinopteri; Osteoglossiformes; Mormyridae. Gene Ontology annotation, cellular component: plasma membrane. Gene Ontology annotation, molecular function: protein binding. The transcript has 2 exons. The record is from RefSeq and is a predicted model, not a curated record. Bases 462 to 1658 code for a protein of 398 amino acids.
UCUGGAAGCCGAAAGGCGUCUCAUUGAGCGUUUUCUGGACAGCAGGAGUAGUUACUCUCGGUAAAAAAAAAAACAAAAUAACAGGUUUCGUUGCAUUUGGUUGCUGCCACUGGGAAUUUGUGUUUUCUCACCGUUGACUUUUUUCACGCCCAGCACGGUAGUGAUACUGACUUUAUACUCAAGAAUUAGUCCGAAUGGACUGAUUGGAUUUACUUUUGAAACGGUUUUAUACGAACUCCUGUCUGCUGGGCCGUGUAAGAGCCGCUGCCAGCCCUGCUGUGCCCUCGGUGCACCAUGCAGCAGCAGGUUGGCCGUGCGCUGACGGCAGGACGGUAUUACUUGUGCCCUCCUUUCCGCUGAGCCGCACCUAGGGUGGGGGCGUCUAGGAGCCACUACCAGCCAAGCGCUGCCUGACCUAGACCUGGACCAGAGCUUCGACCGCGGAACCGCAGCUUUCGGCGAUGCCACGGAAAGGAGCCGGCCCGCUGUGGGGACUCGUCGCGUGGUGCUGCAUAGCGCUGAGGGGCCCUGGAGCCAGCGGCUGUCGCUGCCCCCCUGCCACCGCCCUGGACAGCUUCCCCACUGAGGGCCUGGCUGAGUCGUGCUGCUUGAACUUCUCCGGCUCAUCCUUCAGGAGCGUGACAUGGGCCACCUUCUCGGCCAUGGCCCCUCUGCGGGUUCUGGACCUGUCCUACUGUAACAUCAGCCAGCUGCUUGUGGAUGGGCCUUCCCUGUCGGGCCUACAGGAAGUCUACCUGGGAGGUAACAGCCUCAGGGGCGUCCCUGAUGGCUUCCUGACCAGCGCCCCCCACCUGAGGGUGCUGGACCUUGGGCAGAACCUCUUGGAGGAGCUUCCGGAGGUCUUCCUGCAGGCCUCUGCCUCCCUGCAGGAGCUCCGCCUGGCCUCCAACCGACUGGCAGGCCUCCCACGCUCUGUCUUCCAGCCACGACUGCGGAGGGUCGAUCUGUCCGACAAUCCGUGGGACUGUACCUGUCCGCUACUGGAGGCACUACAGCACUACCUACAGACGCAGAGGAACUCCAGUGAGACUCGGGCCAUGUUGGGAGUGCCGGCCUGCGCCUCACCACAGAGCCUGGCGGGCCGGAGUCUGGCGUCAGUGCGUCCCGGUGAGGCCUGCUGGGCCCCAGGUGUCACCGCCAGUGCUGUGCUCUUACCGCUGCUCGUCCUGCUCUCCCUGCUGCUCUUCUGGUGCAUCUGGAGGAGACGCCGCAGAGAGGAGUCUGUCCCGAAGCCAGCAGCAGUGGUGUCCAAGCCCCCUGCCGCUGUGGGACACGAGGCCGGACCCGGGGAGGCCGAGCCGCUGGGCGCGGGGUUAAGAGAUGCCCUGCUGAGGAACCAGUUGAUGCUGCGGCCGGCCUCCUCCCUACUGGGCAGCAGUCGCGACCUCUACGAAGAGGUGGAGAUCCGCCUGGGCUCUGAGGGUACGCUGGACUCAGCCCAGGCGCGGGGGGGCGAGGGCACGCAGGGUCCCCUGCUGGACGAUUUGGAGACUGUGAGCGUCACAGAAGUGAUGAAGGACUCCGCCAACCGGGAGAAGAUGUACCUGGUGCAGUCGAGCGAAUAUUACAGCCUGGUCCCUGAGAUCGAGCUGGAGGACUCGGAUCACGGCGAGUACGAGAGCGUGGAGAUGCCGUGAGAUGUGAACGGAUCAUGGCGUUUAAUGGCUGGAGAAGAAACUUUCUGUUAACUAAAUGCAUUCAUUCAGCCUCAGACCAGAAAGUGAAACGCUGAGCCCAACUCCCCC